This is a messenger RNA of Cyprinodon tularosa, 3834 nucleotides long. Its product is annotated as inositol monophosphatase 1-like. Gene Ontology annotation, biological process: inositol metabolic process; signal transduction; phosphatidylinositol phosphate biosynthetic process. NCBI's taxonomy places the organism in Eukaryota, Metazoa, Chordata, Actinopteri, Cyprinodontiformes, Cyprinodontidae. Gene Ontology annotation, molecular function: inositol monophosphate 1-phosphatase activity. The transcript has 7 exons. The annotation marks the transcript as partial. The record is from RefSeq and is a predicted model, not a curated record.
AUGAUCCGUGAGGCGCUCCAGAAGGACAUCACCAUCAUGCAAAAGAGUUCGCCGGUUGACCUGGUGACCGAGACAGACCAGAAAGUGGAACAGCUCAUUAUAUCUUCCUUAAAGGAAAAGUACCCCAAGCACAGCUUCAUUGGUGAGGAGUCAGUAGCUGCUGGUGCUCCCAGUGUUCUCACCGACAAUCCCACUUGGAUCAUUGACCCCAUCGACGGCACCACCAACUUUGUACACAGGUUCCCCUUUGUGUCUGUAUCAAUCGGCUUCACAGUGAAGAAAGAGGUAGAGUUUGGGAUUGUCUACAGCUGCAUAGAGGACAAAAUGUACACUGCACGGAGGGGGAAAGGAGCUUUUUGUAACGGAUCCCCUAUCAAAGUUUCUGGACAGGAAGAUAUAAACAGGUCUUUGGUGCUGACUGAAAUGGGUUUCAAGAAGGAACCUGAAAGCUUCAAAACGAUGCUGGCCAACAUAAAGACAAUCCUCACCAUACCGGUUCAUGGAAUACGCUCUCCAGGCAGUGCGGCCAUCAACAUGUGCCUGGUGGCGUGCGGCUCGGCGGAUGCUUACUACCACAUGGGCAUCCACUGCUGGGACAUGGCUGGAGGGGCAGCCAUAGUUACUGAAGCGGGGGGAGUUAUCAUGGAUAUUUCCGGUGGGUCGUUUGAUCUGAUGUCUCGCAGACUGAUUGUUGCCAGCAGCAGGGCUAUAGCCGAACGAAUUGCCAAGGAGAUAACAGAGUUUCCCGUUGGCAGAGACGACACAGAAAGCCAGUAAACAUCACCUCUCUCCUCUGCAGCCACGUAAAAACACACACAGCUGCUUUCAGCAUAGCAGGUGUUGCGUCCGUUUUUGCCUUAAGAACUAAAAUGAUGCAGUUACCUCUGAAAAACAGCAGGCGGGUUUAAAGCCAUUUUUUCCUUCUGCAUACCAGUACUUAACCAUCCACAGCUUCACCUAUGUUGUUGUAUGUAUUGUAUUUUAUCUAAUCACUCCGCCAUGUUAUUUAUUUUGCAACUAGAAACAAAAGUGAGGAUUCUUUGUAAAAACAGAAUAAGAAAAAUACCUCAAAUCAUUUCAUCUCUUAGAUUUAGAUAGUGACUUUAACACUUACUGACCCCCUUAAAAAAUGUGUUAAAAAAGAAGAAUAAAGCAAUUUAUUCAGCCAUUAUAGUAUGUGACUUCUUGUUUUAAACAUACACUAAAGUUUAAGUUGAUUAUAGUGUUGAAGGACCUUUGAAUAGCAGUCAAACUGUAUUAAUAGUGUACAAAUCUGCCACGAGUUAGGCUGUCGUCACUCUUUUAAUAGGAAAGAUCUGCUGAUCACCAUAAGAAAUGGCUUCAAGAAUAGAAUCACUAAACCUAACCCUGCUAAUAUCUACAGUCACAGCAAUAAAAAAAAAAUGCGUAUAUGACUGGAGCUGUAACAAAUGAGACAGGAAGAAAUCCCAAAUUUACACUGUGAGAUCUUGGGCUCAGUAUUGUACGAGCUACUGGGCGCUAUCAAGCUAUCCAUCAUUUCUGCAGGUUCCUAGAAAAAAAGAAAUAUCUUAAAUAUAUUAACCUUCAUUGUUUUUCCAAUGAAAAGUCCAGAUUGUGUCCAGAUUUGCCAUACUAUGUCUGGAAUAACAAAUAAUAAUAUAUUAGAUUUGCACAUUUGUUCAUUUACCGCUUCAUCAACCAUCAGAACGUUUACUUUGACCAUAAGCUAGUUUCUGCCUUAAUUGGAUUUUUGUCUGUUUAGACAAUUAUAACUAAAACGCUCAUGUUCAGUCAUCCAGGGCUAGCUUAGAAAAAGAAAAAUAUAAUUUACUUUUUGGCUUGUUAUUAAGUUUACAGUAAGGAAGGAGUCGAAGUUGGGUAACAAAGGUAUAAAAGCAAUGGAUGCCAGAGUCAAAAAAUCUUAUUUUAGAUUACUAUGUUAAAUAGGUGAAGGUAUAAUGCAAAGGAGGUAGAUUCUUUUUUUUUUUUUAUUGUUGUUGCUGCUCCUUAAAGGGAUAUUGUGCAAGAACUUAUCUUUUUUUCCCGUCUGAAAUCUAUUUCUGCGUUUACAUAUGUGUUAUUUAUGUAAAGAGAUUAGUUUUUAGAUAAGUUUGUACAAAAGGCUGGUGGCCAUUAGUGAAGCGCCAUGAAUGUCAGUCACCUUGAAAAUUAAGACAUUCGGCAAGGGAUGAAAUAGUACUAAUGCACUGAAUAACAAGGCAUUUCCCUUUGCUAGCAGUUAAGAGUGAUUGAGAGGUGAAGCAGAAGAUGAUUUGGUGAAGCUAACCCAACAGCUGAGGGCUGCGCUACUGCAGCACCAUACCGCACCAUGCAUAUGCAUCAGCUCAACAAACUGUUUCGCCAUCCGAAAGAAAGUGGAAAAAAAAACUUUAAGAGACAUUUCGUAAGCUUUUACUGAAAAAUGGCUUUAAAAUAGUCCUUUUAUUUGACUAUUUAUGACUAAAACAUUGUUUAUUGAGCAGACUUACACCUCUGUAGUUCAUCAUCGAUGCAUCUAUAAGCCUGCAGUCUAUUUUCCUGAAUUUGCAGGUCAGAAGUUACAGUUUCUGCGCUUUUCGGAGAGGUGACGUCAAGCACUUUCAUUUUGAAUGGGUCAAACCUUGCAAACAAUCUAAGCGUUAUAUUCAAGUUGGAUUUUGGGGCAUCCGGUUCAACACAGACACUGAUGGCAACUCCACAUAAGGCGAAAGGUGUUUGUUUAGUUUGAGUGCGAGCUAUGAGAACGAAUAAAAGAGUGCCGCAGUUCCGGUUUUUGGCCACAGGUGGCUGUAUCAUUAGAAAAGUCUGUAAUGCCUCUUUAAAGGACAACAAAAUUGGAGACAUUAAAGAAAAAAAAACAUUAGGCAAGCCUUCUCUUAUUGGAACAAGCUAAUAAAGAAAAAGAUUUCAAAAGACGCUGAAGUUACCAUGUUCCUCCUUGACGCGUAAGUGAACUGUACUGCCUUAAUUAAUGACUCUUUCCAUUCGGUUUAAUCAUACAGUUUUUCUCGUUUCCACAGAAAGCAUAGCAGUCUAACCUGCAAACACAUACCAAUCAUGUUGGUACAUAAGUUUAGGUUUCGUAGCUUUAAAAGUCGUGGUGAAUGCUGGCUUUUUGUUUUUGUUAUGCCAGCUUGUAGAGACUUACAUCCACGUUGUCGAGGCUUUUUGACACAAUGCGGCGACUGCUGCUACAAUAUGUGUUUGAGGCAGUGACGGGGUUUAGAGUUUUGAGUCCAAUACCCCCAUUUCAAUGCUAGAUGACAGUAAUUCUUACCCAGUGUCCCUUUAAUGUAACCAAUCUGAUCUUAAAAAUUCCUUCAUUUAUCUUACUAGAUCUAGUAAAAACCCUGAUUUAGACUGAUGCCAUAAAAAGUAUUUUUAAAUGACAAUAAUUUUAGUUUUUCAAAUACUUCUGGGUCGUUAAUUGGAACAUGUGCUUUUGUUAAAUGAAGCUUAGAUUUAGCGUUUCAUUAACGAACAUUUAAAGUGGGUUUGGUGUGAAACAUCUGUAAAGAUGUGUUAAUAGCCCAAUGUCAGAUGGUGGAAGAUCACUAAAGAUUUAGUAAACAUUUGGGGGAUGUGAUUUUUUUUCUUCCUCCUCUCUUUUAAGUAAGCAUACUCAAAUUAAAGCUUGAAUUUAUGUAAAUGGUUCCUUGUGUUUUUUUGUCAGUGGAUGCUUUUUACAUAUUUACAAGGUUUGCUAUGAUGUACAGAAUCUGCUGUUUCCAUGUUAAGGAAAAAGUACAUUUUUCUUUGCACUAUACACAAUUAACCAUCUGUAUAUAAGUAAGUUAUGUACUGUAUGACUGAUGCUUUGUGAAGUCUGAAAUAAAAAACAAACAAAACAAA